This is a messenger RNA of Dentiscutata erythropus, 159 nucleotides long. The record is from the annotation of a GenBank genome assembly. Lineage: Eukaryota; Fungi; Glomeromycota; Glomeromycetes; Diversisporales; Gigasporaceae.
AUGUUCACUUUAAGUUUUAGAUUCAUUCAUGCUCAUAUUUCUGAUAUAGUUAAAUGUCGAUUUUUUGAAAAAAACACAAAUUUAGCUAUAAUUUCAGGAGGUUUAACCUCAAAAGUUCAACUAUUGGAUAUUGCUAUCAACAAAUCAUUUAAAGCAAGG